Molecule: messenger RNA, 4276 nt
Organism: Coffea eugenioides
Lineage: Eukaryota; Viridiplantae; Streptophyta; Magnoliopsida; Gentianales; Rubiaceae
Exons: 1
Coding region: 1048-3885 (945 amino acids)
Source: RefSeq, a predicted model, not a curated record
UCAAUGACAAAGAGAGAUAAGUGCACAGUGGGGGGAGGUAAUCAAUAGGGGUAUGUUUUUUGAUUCACAAAUCACAGAGGAAGUAAAUGUGCAUUUGCUGGGAGAAAGGUCUGCUCUUAGUAAUUGGCUUCCGGGAAAGAAAUAAAGAGAGAGAAAGCUAAGGGGGGAGAGAGAGAGAGCGAGCGAGAUAGCUUGGAGCUGCUUUCAGGGGGUUCAAGCAACCUUGAGCUUUAAGGGGGGAUGGUAUUAUCUUCUUAAAUUGUCUAGUUCUGCUGUGCCGGUGCAAUAUUAGCAGUACUAGUAGUUUUCUGCAAUAUUCACUAGCAGUGUCUUUUCUGGUGUCUUUUCUUUACCAUUUCUUGUGGGAUCUGGAUUUAAGGCUCUGGGCUUCUUUGGUUUUCCUCUACUCCAUGGCUAGUUUUAGUUUGAUUUUAAUUGUUUGACUAUUUUUAGAUGUGGGUUUUUUCAUAAAGACUGAAUCUUUGAAUCUUCGGUCUUGAAUUUUUACUCUGGUUGUUCAAUUUUCUUUCCUUUUCUCGUCUUUUCUAGCCAUUCUUGGAAAGUCAGUACUUUUAAAAUAGUCUACUAUCUUCACUGGAUUCACUGAUUAAACCUUAAAUUCUGUGGGUAUCACUUAUCCUCUUUCCUUGUAUAUCUUUGUUUCCAAUUGUAUUGUCUGAACGAUUUUCGGCGGAGGUCAAAUCUAGGGUUUCUUGAUCUGAUACUUUUCUCAUUUUCCUCAAUUCUUUUCUGCAAAGUCUGGUCUUCUCGUUUGAAUUAUUUGCUAAAGCCAAUGCUCAGCUUCUUUCCCUCCUUAAGACAGGGAAUUUGAUUUCGGAAAGCAAAGGUUUUGAUUCCUGGAAGCUUUUUAGCUUGAUGACUUUUGCUUUUUCUUGAAAUUAGGUUUGAACUUGAGCCUUUUUCUUUGGAGUUUGCUGGUUGAUGGGCUAAACAUACCCUUUUAUUCUGGUGACUCAUUUAUUUGAUUACUGUUUUCUGGUUUUCUCCUAACCUUCAGAGAGGGAAAAAAAAAAAGAAGAAGCUUUGAUGCAUCUUUCACUAUGGAAGCCAAUAUCUCACUGUGCUGCUCUGAUUUUGGAUAAGAAGAGCAGAAGAAAAGAGGGGUCUAGUCACUCAACGGAGGAAAUUAAGAGAAAUCCAUCAAUUUUGAGGAAAUUGCAAGAGCACAAGCUUAGGGAGGCUCUUGAGGAAGCUUCCGAGGAUGGGUCUCUUGUUAAAUCUCAGGAUAUGGACUCAGAGUCGAUGGCAAAUCAAGACGAGGGCUUGGGCCGAUCGCGGUCCCUUGCAAGGCUACAUGCUCAGAAAGAAUUUCUGAGAGCCACUGCUCUUGCUGCCGAGCGUAUCUUUGAAGCGGAGGACACCAUUCCAGACCUUGAGGAAACAUAUUCAAAGUUUGUCACCAUGUAUCCCAAGUACCAGUCGUCAGGGAGGAUUGAUGAGCUGAGGUCAGAUGAGUACUCUCACCUUUCUGGCUCUAUUCCUAAAGUGUGUCUUGAUUACUGUGGAUUUGGGUUAUUUUCAUUCCUUCAAACUGUGCAUUAUUGGGAGUCAUCUACAUUUAGCCUGUCUGAGAUUACUGCUAAUCUGAGCAAUCAUGCUUUGUAUGGUGGUGCUGAAAAGGGUACUGUUGAAUAUGAUAUAAAGGCCAGAAUAAUGGAUUAUUUGAACAUUCCUGAGCAUGAAUAUGGUCUUGUUUUUACUGUUAGCCGAGGGUCAGCUUUUAAACUGCUAGCUGAGUCCUAUCCUUUUCAUACAAACAAAAGGUUGUUGACGAUGUUUGAUCAUGAAAGUCAGUCAGUGAAUUGGAUGGCUCAAAGUGCCAGAGAGAAAGGUGCUAAAGUUCAUAGUGCUUGGUUUAAAUGGCCAACCCUUAAACUCUGCUCAACUGAUCUAAGAAAGCAAAUUUCUAAUAAAAAGAGGAGGAAGAAAGAUUCAGCAGUUGGUCUUUUUGUCUUCCCUGUCCAGUCUCGAGUUACUGGCGCAAAGUACUCUUACCAGUGGAUGGCACUGGCUCAGCAGAACAACUGGCAUGUCUUACUCGAUGCUGGAGCUUUGGGUCCAAAAGACAUGGAUUCUCUUGGACUAUCUCUAUUUCGGCCUGAUUUCAUCAUAACAUCCUUUUACCGGGUAUUUGGGUACGACCCAACUGGAUUUGGAUGCCUCCUGAUCAAGAAAUCUGUGAUGGGAAGCCUACAGAAUCAGUCAGGCCAUGCUGGGUCUGGCAUAGUGAAAAUUACUCCCAUUUUCCCUCUAUAUCUGAGUGAUUCAAUUGAUGGUUUUCCUGGAUUGAUUGAGGAUGAUGAAGUUGGUGAGAAUGGUGAAACUAAAACUGAAACUCGUCCAGGAUCUCAGUUGCCUGCUUUUUCGGGUGCAUUCACUUCUGCCCAGGUAAGGGAUGUAUUUGAGACUGAGAUGGAACAUGAUAACAGUUCUGACAGGGAUGGCGCGAGCACCAUAUUUGAAGAAACUGAGAGUAUUUCCAUUGGGGAGGUAAUGAAAAGUCCAGUUUUUAGUGAAGAUGAAUCCUCUGAUAAUUCCCUCUGGAUUGAUCUGGGUCAGAGUCCUUUGGGUUCAGAUAGUGCUGGUCAAUUGAACAAACAAAAGGUGGCCUCUCCAGCACCACCAUUUUGGUUUGCUGGCUGGAAGAAUAAUAAGAGGCUGUCACCAAAACUGGCAAAGACACUGAACAGCCCCAUGUAUGAUAAAGAGGCAACCCCAGGGCACACUGAGGACCACAUGCUGUCAUUUGAUGCUGCUGUUCGAUCUGUGUCUCAGGAAUUUGACCAUGUACAGGAGAAUUCUGGUGAAGAGCAGUCAAACGAAAGAAAUGUUAAUCUUAGAGAAAGCAGAAAAGCUCCUGGUAAUCGCCAUAUUCAGGAAAUUGAAGAAGAACCUGAAACCUUGGAAGCAGUUCGGAUGUUAAAUUCUGCUGUCAAGGGAUCUAAUCUUAGAAACUCAGAUUCUCUUUCUCAGUCACGAAUCCUUGAGAAUGGUUCAGCUGCUGCACUGUGUCCCGAGCCAAAAGAGAGUGCUAUAAGGAGGGAGACAGAAGGUGAAUUCAGAUUACUUGAAAGGAGAGAAGGAAACAGAUACGCUGGCGGCAGAUUUUUUGGCAUCGAGGAGAUUGAGCAGCCUGGAAGCAGGGGAAGAAGAGUAUCCUUUAGCAUGGAAGACGCCCAUAAAUCACGUCUCAGCCAUACUACGGAGGCAGGAGAGCUAUCUGCCACAAGCCUGGAUGAUGAGGAGUACGUUAGCGAUGGGGAGUAUGGUGAUGGCCAAGAGUCCGAUAGAAGAGAACCUGAGAUAAUAUGCCGGCAUCUUGAUCACAUAAAUAUGUUGGGACUCAAUAAGACCACCCUUAGACUACGGUUUCUCAUCAAUUGGUUGGUAACAUCAUUGCUCCAACUAAGAGUACCUGGUCCAAAUGGGGAGGAUAAUCUUCCCCUUGUCCACAUUUAUGGGCCAAAAAUCAAAUAUGAAAGAGGUGCAGCUGUUGCAUUUAAUGUAAAAGAUCGGAACAGGGGCUUAAUCAGUCCUGAAGUUGUACAGAAGCUCGCAGAGUCACAUGGCAUCUCUCUUGGUGUGGGUAUUCUUAGUCAUAUUCGGAUAUUAGAUAGCCCAAAGCAGCAACGUGGUGCUUUCAACCUGGAAGAUACCACACUCUGCAAGCCAAUGGAGAAUGGCAGGCAUGAUGUUAGAAGCGGGUUCAUCAGGGUUGAAGUUGUCACUGCCUCUCUUGGCUUUCUAACUAAUUUUGAUGAUGUUUACAAGUUGUGGGCUUUUGUGGCUAAGUUUCUCAACCCCACAUUUAUUAAAGAAGGUGGCCUUCCAACUGUGAUGGAAGAUGCAGAAGCACAAGGCUGAAUGCUAGAAAUGAGCUUUUGCUGACCUUGCCUUGGGGGUGGGCGAGAUCUAAGAGAUGUGAUUGCCUAAACUGGGCUAAAUCUCUGAGACUGCAAAUAUCCAGAUGCAAGAGCGAGGAAGAGAACUGAGAGAUUUUGCUGGAUUUUUUCCCCCCUUUGCGCCAUUAUGCUGCAAUCUGGGUAUAUUUGUUCAUUCGUGGUUUUUCUUGGUUAAAACUGUCAUAUUUUACCUCGUUGAGUUUCUUGUAGAGUUAGCAUUAGAAAUUUGUAUCAUCUGAGGUAGUAGUGAUGACCUAAAGCAGAUAUACCAACUGACAUUUGGCUCGUGACCAAAUUGUUCUCUAUUGUAUGUUAUUGAGAUUAUAUUUUUGCUUGUUUGGCUCUUCAAUGUC